CAGUGUCUGCGCAGUCAGUCGUCAUGACAGAAGGCCUGCGGUCCGUGCAAGAAGUCCCGGCUCCAUACCGGUGCCUGUUCAGCGCCUACCCCUUCUUCAACAGGAUCCAGUCAAGCGUCAUGGACGAUGUUCUGCACAGCGACACGCCGGUGGUGGUGAGCGCCCCGACGGGAUCGGGCAAGACGGCCGUCCUGGAGCUGGCACUGGUGCGCCUGCUCAACGCGUCCCGGACCGACGGCGACGAGCAGGGUCCGCGAGCAAGGGCGGUGUACGUGUCCCCGCUGAAGGCGCUGUGCCGCGAGCGGCUGUGCGAGUGGCGUGCCAAGCUGUCCAGCGUGGGCGUCCACUGCGCGGAGUACACGGGCGACACGGACGAUGACCACGACCGCGAGGCCCUGCUCGGGGCACAGCUGCUGCUCACCACGCCGGAGAAAUGGGACGGCUGCACCCGGCGCUGGCCCGAAGCCGUCCGCCCGGACCUGGUGCUCGUCGACGAGAUGCAGACUGUGUCGGAGGCCGACCGGGGCGCCGUUUUGGAGGCGGUGCUGACCCGGACCAAGCUGCUGCGCCGACGGGAUCGGCUGCGCAUCGUCGGCGUCUGCGGAUGCGUCGAAAACGCCAGAGACCUGGCCGCCUGGUUGGGACCGGACGCCAAGCACUACUCGUUCCCGGCGAGCGCUCGUCCGGUGCCCCUGCGGCGCGUGGUGCUGGGAUACCCGUGCUCCUCGAACACCAGCGACUUCCGCUUCGACAUGGCGCUCUCCUACAAGCUGGCUGCAGUCAUCAACGCGCACUCGGCCGGCAAGCCAGCGCUCGUGUUCUGCUCCACUCGCAAGGGGGCCGUGCAGGCGGCCACCGUGCUGGCCUCUUCCCUGGGCCCAAUUCGGAGACCGGCCUUCUCGAAGGAGCUGCUCGCCACAGCAGCCGCCAUCAGGGACGCCAAACUGAGGGAGCUGGUUCAGCGUUCGGGCGUGGGCUGGCACCACGCGGGCCUCGAGGCGUCCGACCGAGAUGCGCUCGAGUCGCUGUUCCGCGCCGGCGCUCUGCGCGCCCUGGUCAGCACGAGCACGUUGGCCGUGGGGGUCAACCUGCCCGCGCGGCUGGUCGUGGUGCGAGGGACCACCACGUACGGGGGCCGACCCCAGCCGUACCCGGAACUGGUGCUCGAGCAGAUGGUCGGAAGGGCCGGCAGGCCGCAGUACGACACCUGUGGUACGGCCGUCAUCAUGACCAAGUCGUCGCUCAAGAGCGAAUACGAGGCGCAGUGCCAGGGCCUAAGCGUGCUCGAGAGCAGCCUGCUGCGUGCUGGCCUGGCCGAGCACCUGAACGUCGAGCUGGUGUUGGGCUCGCUGCCUCGCCCGGACCUGAGCGGCUGCCUCGCCUGGGCCAGGGAGACCUUCCUACACGUGCGCCUGCUCAAGAACCCCAAGCACUACGGUUUCCCGCCGGGACUGACAAGAUCCGGCGCUGAGGAGGCGCUGCAAGGGCUGUGCCGGGAAGCUGUCGAGGCGCUCUCCGCAGCAGGCCUGGUCAACGUGGAUCGCGACACCGGCUGCCUGAAACCAAACGGUGCUGGCUGCCUAAUGGCGCGGCAGUGCAUCUCGCUGGACACCAUGCGGCGCUUCUCGGAGCUCGGCGGGAAGCUGUCGCUCGCCGACUUGCUGUGGUCGCUCAGCUGCUGCUCGGAGUUCGCCGACGUCCAGCUGCGCAACAACGAGAAGGCGGCGCUGAACGCACUCAACGGGAGCCGCCGGAAGCCUGGAAUACGGUUCCCCAUGACUGGCAGGAUCAAGACUACCGAGAUGAAGGUCAACUGCCUUCUGCAGGCCAUGCUGGGCUGCAUGACCGUGGCUGACCCGUCGCUGGCUCAGGACAUCCCGCGCAUCGUGGUCGUGGCGCUGAGGCUCGCCAGAGCGCUGGUGUCGCUGCUGGUGCUUCGCAGUCCCGCGUGCGGCUUCUCGGCGCUGCUGCACGCGGUCACCCUGCACAAGUGCCUGCAGGCCCGCCUCUGGGAGGACUCGCUGCACGUGGCACGACAGAUCGAGCACAUCGGUCCGGCACUGUCCAGUAGCCUGGUCCGCUCUGGUCUCACCACCCUGGAGAAGCUGGCCAAUGCGGAUCCCCGAGAACUAGAGCUGAUUGUGAACCGUCGCCCGCCGUUCGGAUCGCGCGUGGUACUUGCAGCCAGGCGCAUACCGAAGUACGAGCUGGACGUUAAGCAGGAAUCGUGCCGAGGGGACCAAGUGACGCUGUCUCUGCUGGUGCAACUGCGCCCUCUCGCGGAAGGCCGCGCAGGCGAGAGCCCUUCGCUGGACCUCGCUGCCGCGCACCUGGUCAUCGGUGACGUGGACGACCGAUUGCUCUUCUACCAGCGGAUACUGCCAUCCCACAUGGCGGCCGGUUGGGCUCGGCGAAUUGCUCUGCGUCGGGCCGGCUCCGGGGACACCCUCACCAUCUGCCUCGUCAGCAGCAAGCACGUGGGCGUGGAUGUGAGACGCAAUUUCAUCCCUCGCUACGCCAGUGACAAGAUCACGCUGCGCUCGCCCUGGAUCGGGAAGGCCGAGGACGCCGCGGCCAGCACGGUCACCACCGUCGCUCCGUCGAAGCCGAAGGCUACCGCCAGCCGUCUGUCUCGCGUGGCCAGCACAGGCAAGGCGAAGAAUGGCAGUGACAUGCUGCCUUGCAGCGACAUCCCCGAGCCACCGACAGUUGGAAACGAGCAGCCCAGCACGAACGACGGCCGUGCGGCGGACGCCUGGGACCUGCAGUACGACGACGCCGAGCUGUGGCACUCGCUGGCUGGCAGCGACGCCUCGGUGGGGAGCAACCUGCCAUCGCCCGGGUGGAACCCAACGGAGCCUGCAGAAACAGAAGAGAGAGCAGACGACCUUUCUCUCGCCGGUGCACGACGUCAUGACAGCGCCACAGACGCCACGUGCCCGGCGCGUGUGGCGGCGCAGCAUGCGGACACUGCUGCCGACCAGUGGAAAAGCGCGGCGGACGAUCUGGAUGCCGUGGUUGCCGAGCUGGCGCGCCGCUACUUCCCUCAUCUGCUACCUUUGUGAGGGAGCUCCCGGUUGCGAGAUGGGCACUGGCUAGCUGGCAUGCAGCUCGCAUUUCAGCGAGCGCAGUUACGUACCACCGGGAUAGGUCUCUUGGCGGUUUCUGGCACUGUGCAUAGACCGCAGGUCGUUAGCUGCUGUUAUUGAUGUUGAUACUCCAAUAAACUGUUUCGGACCUUCAGCUGACGAAUGGCCUCGAGGUAGGUACUUGAAAGAAACCACCUGGCACGAUGCGCUGUGUCAUGAUUAAAUCGAUGCCGAGUUGACAAUGUAAUCUGAAUAGUAUUGUGUGUGUUUUAACACCGUGUUGGUAAGAAAGAGCUCGUUG
Dermacentor silvarum is the source of this 3390-nucleotide messenger RNA. Its product is annotated as probable ATP-dependent DNA helicase HFM1. Gene Ontology annotation, molecular function: ATP binding; nucleic acid binding. The transcript is spliced from 29 exons. Bases 24 to 3065 code for a protein of 1013 amino acids. NCBI's taxonomy places the organism in Eukaryota, Metazoa, Arthropoda, Arachnida, Ixodida, Ixodidae. The record is from RefSeq and is a predicted model, not a curated record.